Anguilla rostrata (American eel) is the source of this 2931-nucleotide messenger RNA. It is a transcript of the gene col17a1b, whose product is annotated as collagen, type XVII, alpha 1b. Gene Ontology annotation, biological process: extracellular matrix organization. The coding region runs from base 274 to 2931 and encodes 885 amino acids. The record is from RefSeq and is a predicted model, not a curated record. Lineage: Eukaryota; Metazoa; Chordata; Actinopteri; Anguilliformes; Anguillidae. The transcript is spliced from 34 exons. Gene Ontology annotation, molecular function: extracellular matrix structural constituent conferring tensile strength.
CAACGUCUCUUUCCAAAAGGCUGGGUGUGAACCUGCCAAGGAGCAGCCGUGGGCGCGGCUGAAGACUCAGCCCUUCCGGCUCUGUUUAGACAUGUAUUUGAGACCUGAGUGAAAGUUUCAAGUAACGUAGUAGCGCUGCGCGUUGGUUGCUGAAGCAGUGCGCUGAAGUUGACUGAUACAUAAGAGCCGAGGGGAUUUAUACGCUGUUGUAUUCUUUGUUUGCGGACUUCUCUUGAUUAUUUCUCGUCGUUAUUUAUUCGAAGGUGGAAUGGAAUGGAUUAUUUAAGUACAAGGAAUAGACACCUUUCUGGUGGGAGCUCAGCGCUCUCAGCCAACGUUGUGACAGAAAGCGUAACAACGACAACCAGACUAACAUCACUGCCUCCAACUUCCGGAGGGUUCUCUGUCAGUUCCUCUGGAGGAGGGUAUGGAGCGGGGUCCGGGGGCGGGUCCGGUGGCGGGUAUGGAGCAGGGUCUGGGGGCGGAUCCGGAGGCGGGUCAGGAGGCGGGUCCGGGGGCGGGUCCGGAGGAGGUUCCAGGGGAGCCGUUAGAGGGACCUCGGGAUCCUUCUCCAUGGUAACAAAGGGAGGCUCCUCCUCGUCCGUGUCUGGGGGUGUAAGGAGGGGCCCUGCCUAUUCCCCGGCUCUCAUCGAGAGGAAGACCAUCAUCAGCCACUCAGGCGGGUAUGAAGGAAGUUCUAGUGGGAAUUCCUCACCGGAAUACACAAGGAAAGAGUAUGUUGCUGCCAGCUCUUCAUCCAGAGGGAGGAGCCAGAGCAGAGAGAGUGAAAUUCGAGCCAGAUUGCAGAGCGCUUCUCCCUCCACCAGAUGGACUGAGCUGGAAGACGUGAAGAAGCUCCUGAAAGGCAGCCGCUCCUGCAGCGUGAGCCCCACCCGCCCCAUCUCCGACACCAUCCCCAUCCCCAAGAAGGGGUCCGUGGAGACCAGGAUCGUCACCGAUGGCUCGCAGUCAGUUGCCUUCGGAGCCUCAGAGUCUGGUCACUGGAGGUUUGUCUCUUACCAGACGAGUCACAGCCCCUCAGUCAGGGCGGGGCCUGUGUCUCACGCCCCCAGUGGAGCCCCAUUGCUGACGCAGUAUGACACCACGGUGAUUGACGCUGUCCAGCCCUCCUACACGUGGACCACCUCCAGCCUGCCCUCAGGGUUCGCUGGCAUGACUAUGCCCAGCUACUCCACGAGCCCCAAAAACCUGUCCCCCGGAUCCACCCUCCUCCCCCCUCCGCCCCUGUCAUCGCUCUCAGUUUCUGGCGUCCAGAACAACAUGAUGAGCGGACCCCCCCCGGUCAGCAGCGGCCUGUCCUGCGGUAGCUCAGCGUACGGUCUUCAGAAUAACCUGGUUACAACAUCCAACGGUGCUCUCACCUCCGGUGGGUUUAACUCACAUGCAGGUUAUGGGGUACAGAAGAAUGUGUCAGUCAGCACUGCAGUCUCCACCAAUACAGCCUCUGUGGUCCGGCCGCACCUUGAGGAGAAUUUCCUCAAAGACUUCAAGUUCCUGCUGCUGGAGAAGGAGAACCUGCCGGUCCGGAAGGAGGACGACCUGCAGAUCAUGACCAAAGACAGCGGGAAGCAGUUCAGCAGCGCGCCGAACCGGGCUCCCAGGGGGUCAUUUUCAGACGACUCUCUGAAGAAGGAGAAAAUGAUGCCUAGCUACGCUGAAUCUCCACUUAAGGCCGACACAAACGCAUACUUUGGAUCCCCAAAAGUGCCAACAAAAGACAAGGCAACAUAUGCAGCGAUUCAUAAGGAUGGGAACUACGCAGGGGGCGGGGGCGGGGCCGGGGGCGGCGACGGCUGCUGUGGAGACUCCUGCUGCAGCUGGUGGAAGUGGCUGCUGGGACUGCUCCUGGGACUGCUGCUCCUCCUGGGGCUCCUGUGCGGACUCAUUGCACUGGCGGAGGAGGUGAAGAGGCUGAAGGGCCGGGUGGAGGCUCUGGAGCAGGUCUCCUUGGGGGGGAAGGCCAGCCGCCGCGUGGGCGAAGCCUACACGGACGUCCCCGGCUCGUCCGUUUUGGGGCGGAACCUGAACCUGGCCAACACGGACACCGCCACCCUGCAGCAGCUCGUACAGCAGCUGGUCCAGGCCGAGCUGCGGUCCGACACGGUCCGAGACUCACUUGCCGUGUCUCUCAAAGGAGAAAGAGGAGAACAAGGACCCAAAGGUGAAUCAGGCGUUAUGGGACCCAAAGGUGAUGCUGGUUUCCCUGGAAUACCAGGUGCUCCAGGACACGUUGGUCCAGAAGGACCUAAGGGACAGAAGGGAACUGCAGGGGAAUCUGGACCGGAGGGCCCGGCCGGGCUGAAGGGACGAGAGGGCCCAGUGGGGCCCCGUGGUGACCCCGGGCCCCCAGGAUUCGGCACAAAGGGAGAUAAAGGCUCCAGCGGUGACCCAGGCAUCCCUGGGCCCCUCGGAUCCCCCGGUCCUGUGGGCCCCAAAGGUGCACCCGGCGCUCACGGUACAAACGGCCGACCAGGUGAACCCGGUGCUCCAGGUUUCCGCGGUGACGUAGGCCAAUCUGGACCGAAAGGAGAGAGAGGGUUGACUGGACCUCCAGGACAGAAAGGAGAUCCUGGUGAUAAAGGCCCACGAGGUUCUUCAGGAGACCCAGGGUUGCCUGGAAGCCCGGGAUCACCUGGAGAGAAAGGUUCCAAAGGAAACGCAGGUUCUCAUGGGUCUGAUGGAGAAAAGGGCGCCAGAGGUGACCAAGGACCAAUCGGACUGCCCGGCAUUCGUGGUCCACCUGGACCUCAGGGAGAUAUCGGCUCUCCAGGCGUUCCAGGACUUCAGGGUCCACCAGGGGUAGCAGGAAAUCCUGGCCAGCCUGGAGCUAAAGCUCUGUGGGUAUUCCCGGCCCCCCAGGCAGCCCUGGACCCGCCGGUCCCGCUGGCCCCCCCGGACUGUCAGGUCUGA